Messenger RNA from Puntigrus tetrazona (Sumatra barb), 1825 nucleotides. RefSeq lists its product as uncharacterized. Gene Ontology annotation, molecular function: DNA-binding transcription factor activity; RNA polymerase II cis-regulatory region sequence-specific DNA binding. The record is from RefSeq and is a predicted model, not a curated record. The transcript is spliced from 2 exons. Gene Ontology annotation, biological process: regulation of transcription by RNA polymerase II. NCBI's taxonomy places the organism in Eukaryota, Metazoa, Chordata, Actinopteri, Cypriniformes, Cyprinidae. The coding region runs from base 111 to 1118 and encodes 335 amino acids.
AUCUAGAGUCCGCGAACAGCCGUUAAAACAAGAGGAGAACAAGCAAGUGCACAGAGUUGCUUUUAUUCGCGUGUUUCGUCGGAUUUGUUUUCGUUUUAUACUUGGUGAAAAUGUCAAGACUGGAUAAGUUACAUUCUAACCUGAUGAAGCGAAUGUCAAUUGUCAUUCGUGAUAUUUGGGUGGAGGUGGAAGCGACGGUGAAGGACUAUCAAAAGGAAGCAGCCCAAACACGGUCAGAAAACGCGAGGCUGAAACAACAGCUCAAGGAUGCGCUGAGCAGGAAUCAGGCACAAUUAAACGGAGUCCACUAUGUCCCUCCUGAUGAGGCCCCUCCCACAGAAUUACCAGCAUGUGGAUAUGAAUCAGAAGACCCAGAAGAUCAGCAAACGGAGGGCGAUGCCCAGAGUCAGGAUUCACCUAGUGAACUGAAGCCACGCAUACUAGAUGUCAUUUCAAUCUGUAAGACCGAGGCUGAGGAUAGAGAGCUAGGGCAUCAAAAAGAUGUCUCAUCUUCAGGUGAACAACGGCUCUUCCCUCAGUUUGACAGCUCGAGCGCGGACGAGGCAUGGAACAGGAACGCGGCCACUGUGGCAGCACCCAGGGUCAAGAUCGAGCCCGAGGACACCAUUAUCACAAUAACCUCUUCAGUCACCACCACCCCUGCCCACACCGGUCCGUGUCAAGCCUCAGAACCCGCCCACCAGAUGAGAACAGCCAGUGGCGCUUCAACCCUGUUGAGGAGGCCGCAGAAAAAGGAGCGCCUUCGCACUCGAUACACCAUGCCUAGGAGAGCAUCCGCAAGAGAUCACGAUCACGAUGAGCCGUAUAAGUGUAACAAAUGUGGAAGGCAGUUGAAGGACUUGGCGAAGCUGCAGCUGCACAAGAAAUUGCAUGAGAGAUCCUUCAUCUGCCACUGGUGCGGCAGGAACUUCUCAAAGUUCGACUACCUUCGAAUGCAUAUGCGCACACACACUGGGGAACGGCCUUACCGCUGCAACUGGUGCUCAAAGACCUUCAGCCAGAGCGGGAACAUGAGGAGACAUGAGCGCACGUGCCGGAGUUUCAACGACGAAUCGACAUCGCACGGGCUGGAAGACCAACAGCUGCCCGACCAGUGACCGGUGCGGCUUCGUUGGCAGAACACUGCAGGCAGGCACACCUCGAGAACGAAACUUGAGAGCUGAAAUUGGAUUCUUUUUCAUUAGAUAUAUUGGGAUAUUUAUUGUUUUAUCAAUUAUAUUAGAAAGCUUCCAAUGUUAUGGAAAAUGCAGAGUGCCGAUAUGCUGUUUUACCAACAUUUCUAUGACCUUUUCAGGCUGUUUGUGUGGCCAGUAAGUCGAGAAAAUAUCACGAGAAUGCACGUUUGACCCCUGAGGAAGAUCACGUUGUGUCCAUACCGAGUACCACAAGCUACCGUAUUUCAAGACUGAUGUUUUAACAAUAUAAAUACUCCACAGAGAGCAGUAUCUAGCCAAUGAAAUAGUUUUUUUAGCCAGUGUGUAACUAUGAAAAUGUAUAUUCACUAUAGGAAAGAAUGACAUUCAUAUUAACUUUUGAUCUUUUUUUUUUUUUUUUUUUUUUUGGCCUACACAUUACUAUUUGAAAGUUCCAGGUUUUUGGUGACUUACGAAAAGGAUGAGUUGAAUCUAAAGCAGUACAUUAGGAUACGAAUCGGUGUGGUAGACCAAACAGCAAAAUGUAUUUAAACAAAAAUAUUGUCAGACGAAGACGAUGUAAUUUGAGAGGAUGUAUCUUAUGACUGUCAAAAGAGGAACUUGUAUGUAAAAAGAACCACUUGAAUAAACUAGAUUCAGUUUAAUCUGAG